This is a messenger RNA of Schistosoma curassoni, 3159 nucleotides long. The record is from the annotation of a GenBank genome assembly. NCBI's taxonomy places the organism in Eukaryota, Metazoa, Platyhelminthes, Trematoda, Strigeidida, Schistosomatidae.
AUGAUGAUAUUGAUGAUGUAUAUGCUUAUGAUGGAUGAUGAUUUUUAUAAUGAUUCAAUUGGAGAUCAAAUUCUUUUGGAAUUAAAUAUCACUAACUUUACACCAACGUUAACUGACAAAAACAAGCAAACUACGACAUCAACUAAAGAUGAAAUUAAUGGUUUAAAUGAUAACUCACAUUCAUUAAUAACCAUACCAGAUCAAUUUCUUGAUUUCCCAUAUCCGAAACCAUAUUCACAACAACUUGAAUUGAUGCAAACCGUCUAUAAGACAUUAGAAUCUAAUUGUUGUGGUAUAUUUGAAAGUCCAACUGGUACUGGCAAAUCAUUGAGUCUAUUAACAGCAACAUUACGUUGGCUUUUAGAUUAUAAUGAAAAACAGGUUUUAUUAUUAAAUAGUCUUCAAUCUCAGUUAAAAUUAACGAAUCAUGAAAAUAAAGAGAAUAAUUCUAAGGAAUACGAUUGGAUAGUAGAAUAUGAUAAAAACCGUUUAUUAAAAAAACAAAUUAAACCACAAAUUGAAGAUCUUUUGAUCUAUCAAUCUAAUUUACAAUUAAUUGAGAAAAUGAAAUCAUCUUCCUUAUCAUUACUGUUUAAACAUCAAACUGACUUUUUAAAUGUUGAUGAAAUGACCAUAACUGAAGCGAAUAUUGAAAGUAUUGAUAUUGAGCAAUUGAAAAAUAUAAUAGACAAUACCAAUGAUCAGUAUGACUGCGAUGAUGAAUUAUUUUUAUGUAAACCUGAUGAAAACUUAUUCGAUAAAAAUAAAAUUAUCGAAUUAGAUGAAAUUGAACUGGAACAACAGUUUGAAAGUCAAGAACAACAAAAAUCUGAUAAUGGAUUAUUACAUGUAAUUUAUUGUAGUCGUACUCAUUCACAACUCGGACAAAUAGCCAAAGAAUUUGCGAAAUGUAAAACAUUAUUUAAUAAAGUCACAAUAAUUCAAUUAUCAUCAAGAAAUUUGUUAUGCACUAAUGAGUCCAUUUAUCAGUUAAAACACCCAGAUUUAAUUAAUAUUGCUUGUCUUGAAUUGAAUCGACCGCGUAAUCGUGAGCAAGGUCAAUCGAAAGGUUUCAGAUGUCCAAUGCGUAACUCAACAGCUGUUAAUAAUUUAUCCAAGCACCUAUUAAUUGGUAAUUCAGCUUUAAAUAUAACCAGUAGUAUUAGAGAUAGAAAGUCAAGUAAGUCAUCUAAAUCGAUCAAUGUUUUGAGUAAUUCUUUGGAAAAAUGCCAAAAAGACGAGAUGACAGUAAACGAUACCCAAUUGUCGUCUCAUAUUGGGUGUCCGUACUACGCUAAUCGUAAGGGAUUACCAUUAGCUCAAUUAGUUUUAGUACCAUAUUCAUCAUUGUUACAACCAUCAAAUCGUUUGACAUCUGGUUUAAAACUAAAAAAUUCAAUUGUUAUAAUUGAUGAAGCGCAUAAUUUGUUAGAAGCAACAGCGUCAUCAAUGUCAGUCAGUUUGUCGUUGGUGAAUGAUUUAUGCAAAUUAGAAGAGUUAUUUUCUGGUUAUUUACAAUAUUACCGUUCACGUUUAUCUUCAUUUCUUACAUUAAGACUACGUCAAAUGAAACAUUUUAUACAACAAUUAAAACUUUAUUUAAAUACUACACUUAAAAAUAUUCAAUUAUCAUUAUCUUCCAUAUCGGCUAAUGUUAUCAUUAAAACAGUGAAUAAAUUAUUUUCGGAAUCGAACUUGGACAACAUAAAUUUAAGUGAAUUUAUCGAUUGUUUAGAAUAUCAACACUUUAUCAUGAAAUUAAUUGGUUUCUCUAAAUGGUCUAAUAAUAUACAACAAACUCCGAAACAUUUAGAAAAUGUUGCAAUUAGCCAAACAGCUUGUUCACAAAUGACAAAUUUAUUAAACACUAUGAAAAGAAAAUAUUCUAAUGAGAAUAAUCAAUGUGGAGAUACAAGUCAGGUUUGUAUUUCGAAUAAAAAAUCUAAAAUAGAUAUUGAAAAGUCUGAAGGAAUUGGCUCCAGUUUAUUUAAAUUUCAUAGCUUUCUUAAAGCUUUAGAAUUUUGUGAAGAAGAUGCACGUAUAAUUAUUGAACCUGUUAAGAACUCAACAAAAUUAAAUCUAUCAAUCUCCUCAUCUGAUAUGUUGUCUUCGUCAAGUAAUCUUACAGAUGAUACUCAAGAUUUGUGUUUACGUGUGGUAUUUUUAAAUCCUGGAAGGUAUUUAAAAGAUCUAGUACAAGAAGCUAGAAGUGUCCUUUUAGUCGGUGGUACAAUGCAACCAUUCAACGAAGCCAUUGAACAAAUAUUUAUACCAUCUGGUAAAUUAUCCAAUCAAAUCGUCACGUUUACAUGUGAUCAUGUGAUUAAUGCGAAAAAACAAUUAGCUGUUUAUCCUUUAGGUGUACAUAUUCAUCAAUCGAAUGGGGAAGUAUUUUCAUUAGAUUUCACAUACCAGAACCGUUCUAAUCCACAUAUGAUAGAUGCAUGCGGUGAAAUAAUUUUGCAAAUAUGUCAACAACUGACUGCUGGAAUUGUUGUGUUUACUCCAUCUUAUGAAUAUCAGUCAAUUUUACAUAAUCAUUGGGAGGCGACAGGUUUACUGAAUAAAAUAGCAAAGUAUAAAAGUUUCUUUCACGAACCAAAAUCAACAACACAAUUAGAUCAAAUAAUGCAAGCUUAUGGAGUAGCAGCUACUCAAAAAUUGCAACAUAAACAUGGAGCCCUUUUGCUAUGUGUGAUUGGUGGAAAACUCAGUGAAGGAAUAAAUUUCACAGAUGAUUUAGCUCGAGUUGUGAUCAUUAUCGGCAUGCCAUAUGCAAAUCCACAGUCCCCAAUUUUAAGAGAAAAAAUGAAUUAUUUGGAUAAGCAUUUCAUUCGUGAAUCCCAAUCUACACAAAAUCCAGGUAGGCAAUAUUAUGAGACAAUGUGUAUGCGUUUAAUAAAUCAAGCUAUUGGUCGAUCUAUACGACAUGCAAAGGAUUAUGCUGUUGUCUUCUUAUUGGAUAAUCGGUACUAUCGUUCAACGAUUCAGUCACAAUUACCUAAAUGGGUUCAACAAAGUAUUAUUCAUCAACAAUCAAAUGAUAAACAAUCGAUUUCACUGUCAUCGUCAAAUCAUCACAGAGAAUUCUUAAAUUUAUCAGAAGCUUUGGAGCAUGCUAAGAGAUUUUUCUUAAGUAACAAGGAGUGUUUAGAAUAG